AUGGAUGAUUCUCCUGGUCUGACGGCCGAACAGGCCACUUUUUUCAACGAUAAUGGCUUCCUAGUGAUCCCCAACUUCCUGUCCAAAGAACAGGUCAACUCGCUGCUUGAUACAACAAACGACCUCCUAGACAAUUUCGACAUCACCACCCAUCCUCUCACCCGCUUUACUACGGGAGAUGACCCCUUGUCGAAAUCUCAGCAUGUCGGCGAUGACUACUUCCUUACGUCCAACGACAAGAUCCGGUUUUUCUUCGAACCCGGAGCGUUUAGUCCCGAUGACCCCUCCAAACUCCUACGACCCAAAAACCGCUCGAUAAACAAGAUAGGACACUCGAUACAUUCUCUGUCCAAACCUUUCUCAGAUACAACUCAUACAGGGCCAGUGGGAGCUCAAAAUGCAGCAAUAGCAAGGGCUUUGGGCUUUCGUGAUCCUCGCGUGCUCCAGAGCAUGGUGAUUUGCAAGCAGCCUGGUAUUGGCGCUCCAGUACCCAUGCACAAGGAUUCGGAGUUCUUAUAUACAGACCCGCCAUCUGCUGUUGGAUGGUGGAUUGCGCUGCAAGAUGCUAAUGUGGAAAAUGGGACUCUUGGGUUUUGGAAGGGCAGUCAUAAGACGGGUAGGGUUAGAAGGAGAUUCGUAAGGGCGAAGGCGGACUCUGAACAUGCUGGAGGUACCGAGUUUGUUGAAUGGGAUGGACCGAACCUGCCUACUUCUAUUGACGAGGAGAGCAAGGGAAAGGAAGAUUACGCACCUGACGAGAAGGAUUAUGAACUUGUGGAGAUCAAGGCUGGAUCUCUGGCGUUGAUUCACGGGAAUGUUCUGCAUAAGAGCGAGAAUAAUCCAAGUGACAAGUCGAGGUUUGCGUAUGCCUUCCACGUCAUUGAGGGGGCUGAAGGGUGGAAGUACGAUGAGCGGAAUUGGCUCCAGCCCCCAGAGGGAGGGUUUACAAGGUUAUUUGGGAACAAUUGA
This is a messenger RNA of Nannizzia gypsea CBS 118893, 969 nucleotides long. RefSeq names its product phytanoyl-CoA dioxygenase. NCBI's taxonomy places the organism in Eukaryota, Fungi, Ascomycota, Eurotiomycetes, Onygenales, Arthrodermataceae. The record is from RefSeq and is a predicted model, not a curated record. The transcript has a single exon. The coding region runs from base 1 to 969 and encodes 322 amino acids.